AUGACGCAGGGGCUGGCCGACUCCUCAGAGCUGGCGUUCGUCCUGGAGCCGAGUGAUGUGAUCGCCGUCCGGGAGCGGCCCCUCCUGCUCCACUGCCAAGUGGAAGGCGAGGCGCCCAUCACUCGCACGUGGUACCGGAACGGAGUCCCCCUCUCCAAUGACAGCCAGGUGGCCAUCUUGUCCAACGGAUCCCUCCUCCUGGAGAGUGUCCACCGGAGACCCCGCGGAGGAGGAGGAGGAGGAGGAGGAGGAGGAGGAGGAGGAGGCUCCGAUGCCAGUACAACCAAUGCCACCGAGUCCAGCACUGGAGAGUACAGCUGUGCCGCCCAGAACCGCUAUGGCCUGCUGGUCAGUCGCAAGGCCCGUGUCCAGAUUGCCACCCUGUCCAGGUUCCAUAUGCACCCGGAGUCCAUGUCGGUCGAGGAAGGAGGAGUGGCCCGCUUCCAGUGCUUGAUCCAGGGUGUCCCCGAAGCGACGAUCACCUGGGAACGCAACCGCACCGCUCUCCAAACGGAUGACUACCGGUUCACGUUGCUCCCCACCGGCAUCCUGCAAAUCACGGGGGUCCGCCGUUCCGACGUGGGGACCUACCGCUGCGUGGCCAGCAAUAUCGCCAACACCCGUUACAGUCAAGAGGCGGUGUUAAGCAUAAGUGUGUUUGCCCCCAAACUCUACAAAGAGCCGGUCAUUCUGUCCGGCCCACAGAACCUGACCAUCAACGUGCACCAGACGGCCAUCUUGGAGUGCAUCGCCACCGGCAAUCCUCGGCCGAUUGUGUCUUGGAGUCGUCUUGAUGGACGUUCCAUUGGUGUCGAAGGCAUCCAAGUUUUGGGAACUGGCAACCUCAUGAUCUCCGAUGUCUCGGUGAAACACGCCGGCGUUUACGUUUGUGCUGCCAAUCGCCCGGGAACCCGCGUUCGCCGUACCGCGCAGGGCAUCCUCAUGGUCCAAGCACCACCCGAAUUCGUGCAGUGGCCCCAGUCCAUCUCCAAGCCGCCCGGUGGGAGCGCCAUCUUCACCUGCGUGGCCCAAGGUGUGCCCGAACCUCACCUGAUUUGGCUGAAGAACGGCAAAGUCCUGGCACCGGGAGAGAACGUCAAGCUCACCCACAACAACAGCACCCUGAUGAUCCAGCGGAUUACCUCGGCCGACGAGGCCAUCUAUCAGUGCAUCGCGGAGAACAGCGCCGGUACCAACCAGGCCAGUGCCCGGCUAGCAGUGGCCCUGUCCAAAGAGCUGCCUCGCUCCCCUGAAGGCGUCCAGGCCACGGCUUUGUCCACUACCUCCAUCCAGGUCUCCUGGAUGGAGCCCCCCAUGGAGGUGACCGAGGCCAUCAUCGGAUACGUCCUCCACAUCCGAAAAGCAGGAGAAUCGGACAGCCGCGAACUGCAAGAGGCGGUCAGCAAGACGACCUUCCAGCACGUCUUCACCAACCUGGAGCCGUCCACCACCUACUCCAUCUACCUGAAGGCCUACUCUCCUUUGGGGGCCAGCCAGGACUCCCAGCCCAUCUUGGCCACGACCCUGGGCAGCAUCCCUGCAGCGUUGGGUUUCUUCACCAAGGUCUUGAAUGCCAGCGCCAUCCAGGCCUUCUGGGAACUGCCUGCUUCUGGCCGCAUCGAGGGCUUCAAGCUUUACCUCCGAAAACUGCCCGGCGCCCAUUUCGAGGGGCCCCAGCUCUUGCCCGGCACCUCCAACUCCUUCAUCUAUGGAGACUUAGAGCCGUCCGCGACUUACGAGAUCAAACUCCAGGCCUUCAAUGGGAACGGGGAUGGGAACAGCAGCAUCCGGUUCGUCUCGCUUAAGGAGAAUUCGGAGAGGCUGGGUAAGGACGGCAACUCGGUGUGCCAAUGUGGGCAGGAGGGGGACAGCUCUCUCGCGGGGAUCGUGGUCGGGGUCCAUAUCGGCAUGGCCUGCAUCAUAUUCUGCGUUCUCUUUCUGAUGUUUGGUUAUCGCAAGAGGUAA
Messenger RNA from Anolis sagrei ordinatus, 1965 nucleotides. NCBI's taxonomy places the organism in Eukaryota, Metazoa, Chordata, Lepidosauria, Squamata, Anolidae. The record is from RefSeq and is a predicted model, not a curated record.